Molecule: messenger RNA, 822 nt
Organism: Penicillium chermesinum
Lineage: Eukaryota; Fungi; Ascomycota; Eurotiomycetes; Eurotiales; Aspergillaceae
Exons: 1
Coding region: 1-822 (273 amino acids)
Source: RefSeq, a predicted model, not a curated record
AUGAGACACCCGCCCCCGAUCGUCACACUGGAAGAAAUCCGAAGCGCAAACGACCUAUGUCCUCGUACUAUGGGAGGCUGCAAACUCUUAGAGAUCAACGCAUCAACUAUAUUGAAAGUCGGGCCUACGGUUCAGAUGGGAGAAGCGGAGGCCCUCAGUCUUCUAAGGAAAAGAACAUCAGUCCCUGUCCCUGAACUCUUCAAUGCUUACACAAUCGCCGAUAUCGGAUUCAUUUUGAUGUCCAAAGUCCCAGGUGUCCCUUUGGAGAAGUGCUGGAAAGGUUUGACUCGGGAUACCAAGCGAUCUAUUGUCGGACAGCUCAAAGGCUUUAUUCAGGAAUGGCGCCAGAUUGAAGGGCCGCUCUUCGGAUCUAUUGAUGGUGGCUCAUGCGAAGAUAUCCUCUUCCAGCAUGCAUGGGAUGCGGUACCCCGUCGCUAUGGCCCUUUCUUAACAAGAAAGGAAUUCAAUCAAGGGGUGGUAGAGGCUCUUCGCUACUCUAGACCCAAUGCGCAGCUCACGAAGAGAGAUGAGCCUCUGGUUGAGGGAAUUCUUGCAUCAGGUGGCCAAGAUGAAGGAAAGGUGCUCACUCAUGGUGAUUUGCACCAAAGUAAUAUUAUGGUGGACGGUAAUGUCGUGACCGGGAUCAUAGACUGGGGCGCAGCUGGCUAUAGUAUAUCGGCAAGAGAGUACUUUUGCCUACGGUGGCAAGCGUUGGACCUAGAAUGGAGGGAUCUUGUAUCAGAUAUGCUCCAGUUCGAUGGCAACGAAUAUGAGCUUUUGGCUGAAGUUAAUCAAUCCAUGGUGGAUUAUACUGGGAUUUGA